This is a messenger RNA of Gossypium raimondii (Peruvian cotton), 1211 nucleotides long. Its product is annotated as vesicle-associated protein 4-2-like. Gene Ontology annotation, molecular function: aconitate hydratase activity; 4 iron, 4 sulfur cluster binding. Gene Ontology annotation, cellular component: endoplasmic reticulum membrane; plasma membrane; cytosol. Lineage: Eukaryota; Viridiplantae; Streptophyta; Magnoliopsida; Malvales; Malvaceae. Gene Ontology annotation, biological process: tricarboxylic acid cycle; endoplasmic reticulum membrane organization; citrate metabolic process. The record is from RefSeq and is a predicted model, not a curated record. The transcript has 9 exons. Bases 213 to 1100 code for a protein of 295 amino acids.
CCGAAAUCCCCAACUUUCCCCCCUAAAAUCCCUAAUUUCCCCCAUCCAAGAAAGAAACCCAGAAGCUUAUUCAACUGUGUUUCUUCCCAAUUGAAGCCAAGUCAAUUCUUGUUUGUUCUUCGUCUUAAAACUCUCAAAUUCCAGCAAAGGUUUUUUGGUUCUAGAAUCUUCGCGACACGGCACACGGUGCCGUACAUGUGCUUGCGAGAGAGAUGGCGAUAGAUACCGAGCAAAAGUCACCCUCCGAUGGCAAAGUUUGGGGAAUUUUUAAGCUGCCUUUUCGCCAAACCGGGAAUAAUACCAAAACGACUCCGUCUUCUUCUUCAGCGUCUAAUCUAUACAUUCAAACUCAACCUCAUGCCGAAGGAUCGAAUCAUCACGGCUCUACCAUUUCAGUUUCCUCCGUUGCAAAGUCGCUUUUGCCGACUCGGCGUCGGCUCAAACUUGAUCCAGCUAAUAAGCUAUAUUUUCCAUAUGAACCUGGCAAACAGGUGAGGAACGCAGUCAGGAUAAAAAACAUAAGCAAGUCAUAUGCAGCUUUCAAGUUUCAAACAACUGCACCAAAGAGCUGUUUCAUGCGCCCUCCGGGUGCCAUUCUAGCCCCUGGCGAGAGCAUCAUAGCAACGGUCUUCAAGUUCGUGGAGCCUCCUGAGAACAAUGAAAAACAGAUGGAUCAAAAGAGCAGGGUUAAGUUUAAAAUCAUGGGUCUACAAUUGACUGGUAGAAGUGAUGAGACUAUUGCUAUGAUAGAAUCCUAUUUACGGGCUAAUAAGAUGUUUGUAGACCACAACGAGCCUCAGAUUGAGAAAGUAUACUCUUCUUACUUGGAACCAAAACUUGAGGACGUUGAACUCUGUAUAUCAGGGCCCGAGAGGUCGCAUGAUCGAGUUCCUUUGCAAGAAAUGAAAGCAGAUUGGCAUGCUUGCUUAGACAACAGAGUUGGAUUCAAGGUAAAUAAUUCAAAAGGUGCCGAACAUAGGGAUCAUGAAGAUGAUUCUGUUGCCAAGAUGAAGGUUGCUGAGGAAGCCUUGGAAGCAAAACAAAAAGUAACAAAUAGCUUGUCUGCUACCUAUGAUUCUAUUGUAUUUAUAAUUUUGUGACAAAUUGUUCUUGGUACUCUGAAGAUAUUUAUGGAAAAUUACCCUAUGGUUCUAUUGUAUUUAUACUGCAUGGCUGUACCAUGUAUUUCUUAACUAGUUUGAUAAAUUUUA